Messenger RNA from Acipenser ruthenus (sterlet), 2434 nucleotides. RefSeq names its product docking protein 3-like. The transcript is spliced from 5 exons. The coding region runs from base 192 to 1760 and encodes 522 amino acids. NCBI's taxonomy places the organism in Eukaryota, Metazoa, Chordata, Actinopteri, Acipenseriformes, Acipenseridae. The record is from RefSeq and is a predicted model, not a curated record. Gene Ontology annotation, biological process: cell surface receptor protein tyrosine kinase signaling pathway; positive regulation of MAPK cascade. Gene Ontology annotation, cellular component: cytoplasm.
UCCUGCAUCAUUGUUUUUUUGGAGAGGUUGAAGGAGAAGCGAGAGUUUUGCAGCCUGUGGAAGGUUUGAGAGCACGUGAGCAGUUUUGAGUUGUGUGUAAUAAAAGCAGGGAAGUAGCUGGUAAUUGGAGGAAGCCGCUGUCCCAGAGCGAGCUCACAUGCUGACGCUUGCCAGACCUGCAGCAGCACACCAUGGAGCACACGUCCAAGGAGGGGAUGCUGUAUUUACAAGGGGUCAAGUUCGGCAAGAAAAGCUGGAAGAGGACCUGGCUCAUGCUGUAUCCUGCAAGCUCUUAUGGGAUUGGCCGCGUCGAGCUGCUCGACGUGCGGGAUGGGGCAGGCGGGGGCGCCCUUGCACCCAACAAGCAGGGGGUGAAGAAGAGCGACAAGAAGCUAAUCCGCCUGACCGACUGCAUCAGCGUGACCGCCGCCCCCGGAGAGACCUGCCCCAAAGACUGCGCUGCCUUCUACCUCAACACCACCCAGCGCACGUACGCACUGGCGUCCGAGGACGCGCAGGACUGGGUGGGCAAGCUGUGCGAGCUGGCAUUCCAGAGUAAUGAUAACCAGAAAUCAUUGUCAAGAUCAUCGAGUACAGAGGUAUCCAUGGAGGAAAACGAGCUGUACUCAUCAUGGAAAAGAGCUCAGGAGUUCCAGGUGACUGUUCAGGUCACUGAAGCGUCGCUCAGGUGUGAUCUGUAUGGAGAUUACAUUCUAUCGGCUGGCAAGGAGGACAUCACCCUGCUGGAGCCCCGAAGCAAACAGGUCCUCUACUGCUGGCCCUACCGACUGCUGAGACGCUUCGGCCAGGACAAGACUGCGUUCACGUUCGAGGCGGGCCGACGGUGCAAGUCGGGGGAAGGGUAUUUCAUGUUCCUCUCCAAUAACGUGCCGGAGAUCUUCAGAGCCAUGGAGCAGGGCAUCGGGCAGGAGAAGAGCAAGAGGAAGAGCGCCUUGGAGCAGGACCAUGAGACUACUCCCCAACACCCAGCACAGUCCUGCCUCCCUGCCCAGGAACCAAGCAAUCCCAGGGCACCUCCAGCCCUCAAUCAGGGGGGCAUAGUAAUGAAAGAAGAAGCUCCAGAGCUCCCCCAGAGGAAGUUUAUGAACAUCAACAAACCAGUAUGGAAUGCCUUAUUCAAAGACAGAACCAAGAUGAACCAAGCAGGGCAGUCUGGGACCGUAUCUGCAACUGACCCUCUCAACACAGUCUAUGCCACCAUACAGGAGAUUCAGUUGCAUUCUGCGGAACAGAGCCAAUGCCCCAAAAACCCAGACCAGGCAAGAAGCUCAAUGUAUAACAACAGCUCUCCCUUAGGCUCUUACCAAAAUGUGGAGAGCGAGGAAGGCAGGUUUGUUCAACUUCCCCCUGAAAACUUGCACCACUACGCCGAGGUCAAACUCACGACUGAAGAGCACCUGUCCGAUUUCCCUCUCUAUGACAAUCUGGGCUUUGAGAAACCCUGGCCUGGUCAUAGACUGGAGCACCUCGAGGUGGAGUCUGAGGAGGAAUCUCCCUGCCCCCAGGACGACUGCUCUCUGCUGAGAUCAGAGAAUCAUGGAGAGAAGAGUGGCUUUGAGCAGGAAGAAGAGGAAAUCAUUCUUUCCACCAGCCCCAGGUCGAGCAUCGUCACGGAGACAGAGAUCUCCGACUGCUUCAAGCAGAGGCUCACUAACCUCUUCUCCAAGGAGGUGCCCAAGUUCAUGCAGCCUACACUUGUUCCCAGAGACUUCGGCAGCACAGACAGACUGAACUCUUAAUGUGUCAUGGCAGACUUGACUCUGUGUAUAAUAUGAGCAGGUCUGUGUGUGUGUGUGCAGGACAGUGAACUCUUCUUGCUCUGAACGUGAGAUAUAGGGGUGACCAAUGAAUAAAAUCAUUUUGGACUGACUCUACAAUAUAAGACAAAUUUCGGUGAAUCAUAAAAUCCAAAUAUUUAAAACCCUUACUAGCCCAAGUAAAGCCAUAAUUGUCAAGUAAAGCUUCAGUACCAUAGGAGUUUAAAGGAGCCAACUCUGAUUUAUUCCAGUUUGUAUUAAAUUAAGAUAUAUCAGCAUAUUUAUUGAUUUGAUUCAAUAGGGGGGUUAUUGACUAGAAGAGUGAACUCUUAAUGUGAAAGCUAAAUAAAUGGAACUCAAUAAAAUAAGGGCUCCGGAGACGUCCUGAAGGUUCUAUAUAGAACACCUGUUCUAAGAGUGCUCUAAUGGACAGGUCGAUGGGUUUUGUUUAUUUAGGAAGAACCAAUGUCUUGUAUUGGGGUAACUUCAUUUGUACUAGAGCUGCAUGGAUUUUCUCUGUUAAGCCAUAAAAUAAAUCCAAUUCUGAUUUAACUUAAUCAAAAACAUUUAUUUCAAAUAGUAAACAAAUUAAAUAAUUAAGCAUUUAAAAAAAAAACACAUUAAGAAAAAUAACAAAAAUCAUAAAUAGCAAAAUG